AUGAGUCACUUUGUGGGUUACUUUGGUAGUGUUUUCGAGAAUGAAAUCAAGCAACGCCUCGUUGAUGCCGUCGAAGCGUUUCAUGCUUCCGCCAUUAAGGUCCCUGAAUGCGCACAAAGGAUACUGCGCGAGUUCAUGGCACCCUUAGUGGGCAACUUCAAGGUUGUAGAGGUAAUGGAACCACAGAUUGCGUUAGACAGGGAACUGCAAGUGUUAUAUACGUCGGAUCUCGCAGCAUCAUACGUGAUCCUGUUCACUCCGCUAAAAGUUAGACAAGAGCUAUACAAAUACCUCUGGGGGCAUGGAGCCUUCUUGGACGGGCAGAUUGAUUGGCUCUGCUGUCCUUGGGUACUAAACCAGGGUAAGCAUGAUGUGGAAUAUCACAAAGUUGCACUUGAUCUGACACAACUGAAAAGUGAAGAACUCGUAGAUAUCAUCCGUCUUCAUAAACACUAUCUGUCGACAGACUAUGUAAAACAACGUUCCAGGAGCGUACUGAAGCAAUUAGACAGACGAUCUCUGUUAUCAGUUUUUCAGUCGGUGAUGCUACGUGUGCUAUGGGGACAUGAGUCAGUUUCGGAUGAGCAGCAACCAGACGUCUAUGAUAAUUUCCUGGACUCAGCAGACUCGAAUAAGAGCACAACACAACCGGAUGAGGAUGAGAUUAAACGGAACACCUUAAGUGGUUGGCUGGAGGAGUAUCGUUCGAAACGUGAACAUAGGGAAGAUAAGGAGCACCUCAAACCUGAGAAACUGAACAUCAGAGAGACAGAUUAUGUCAAACAGAUGAACCGGUCGGUUAUGGUUAUCAACAAGCAUUUGGAGAGGUUUAACGAGCUGUUCAGGGGUUUACCUGGAGAUAUGUCUCUGAUGGUGGCCGCCAGAGCCCGAGGUCAUGAGUCAAUACAGUGGGCCCGCGAUAUCGGUGAUACAAUCACGAUCGAUAAGGUUAGAAGCGCUUUCAACACGCUACUUGACUUCUAUCAUGAUAAUCUUGAAAGUAACGCCGAUAUAUAUGGAAACCUACCGAACGAUCGCUGCUCGGGGCUGCUGAAAUUAUUGCUAUCAUAUGAGAAACAUGACCUAACAGCGUUACUGUCUGCUGUCCUUCUAGCACUUCCGGAAUUUAAGCCAAUAAAAACUGAACAGGAUUUCGCGCAGUAUGCUAUGUUGCCAUUUAACACAGUGGCAAAACUCUGUUUCAUUGCGUCAAUGCGCAUCAAUCCAGAUAUUGCGAAUGUAGAUGUAGGUAUGGAUGCGGACGAUUCAGGUGCCCAAGACAAUAACGAAACUUUAAAUGAGGAAAUGACAGAACGGGGUUUGGAAAUUACUGAUGAAGUUAUCUCAGGAAGCAGUGACGCCGAACCGGGCGAUGAGCACAAUACUAAAGAUGUGGUCAAAGAAGAUGGUGUGGGAUCCGAUGAAAUUGCGUCAAUGGUUUUCACAGUAGAAGAGUUUGACUCUGUCGCUGCAUACAUCGAUACCAGGCGUUGUACUGUGAUGGACGCACAUGUGGGUGACGAGCGUAAGAAAUGUGUCGUAUUAAAUUCACGCCGCACUAGACCUAUAACAGAAGCCAUACUGCUGCACCUGUCUAACUAUGCCGAUGUAUACGAUAUUCUCAAGGAACACAAUAUCGAACCGCCAAAUAUGGAUGAAGGGGACGAAACAAUGGAGGCAAUUCGGAAAUAUAAGUUAGCUGCUAUUUUAAAACGGAUGACUCUUGUUGAGCUGGACGAUCUUUAUGCAAAGGUCAUAAAGAGGUCUACUAUGCAUGAAAAUAUCCAAAUCCCGGAGGACAUAUACAAACUGACUUUCCAUAGCCUCCUGGGGAAACUCGAGGGAAGCCUCAACGACGAUCAGGUAUACUCCAAGAUAACGGAGUUGCUUACAAAGAUGGAAGAAACAGGUGAUGGCGAUAUAAGUCACAAUGUCACAAAGGCAACGGAGGCGUCUAAAGAUUUGGAGGACGUAACCACUGAUGAAGACAGUGAUUAUGAAUACGAUAGCAGUCAAACGUGGUCUGACUCAGAACCAUGUGGCCAAAUUAUGACGGAACGUGAUAACUACCUCAACCUUUUGGAGGGAGAGGAUCUGACACCGUUUCUUGACGACAGUUUUUCCAGCACUAACCCAGCGGAAAUGACCGAUGCCGAACUUCGGCGACUUGGAGAUCAGCUAAUCGCGCACAUUGAAAAGUCCGGUAAAUGUAGUAUCAUACACUAUAACCCGGUGGCAAGAAGAAAUACUAAUUCUAGUCUGAAAGCCCUUCCCUCGAACUUGGUGACGCCUAGGAAGCUUCUAGGAAACAACACAACUCCUUGUGUCAGGAAACAUGGUUUCAGGGUGUUCGCAUUACCUGAGAGGUUAACAUCGGAUCAACCGCUGUCAAAAGAUCUUGAUGUGUUGGACGGAGACCUAGAGGAAUCCGAACAGCAGUAUGCAGUUGGCUUGUUUCCCGAACGUAUGGCAGACCCUAAAGGGUUUACGUGGCAACACCAUGACACGAUGCCCAAAUUUGAGUUCAAAUCUAACCGAGUUGUGCGGGAUGGCUUAGAACCAUAUGUGCAAUCUUGGCAAGACUUGGGUCUGACAACGGACGUAUCACAAGCAGCGGUGGCAUGGAUUAGGAAGAAACUACUGGACACCAUCAACCGAACUGAGCAUUCCAACUUGGAAAUUUAUCCUACUGAAAUUCAGCGUAUGGCAAUCAACCAGCUGCUAAAUGUUGAAGGUGAUGUUCUAAUCGCUUCGAAUGCCGCAAGUGGUAAAACGCUGGCAUACCUGCUCCCUGUGAUACAGAAGCUGAAGUGUCAUGAGAAGUUAAAGCUUAGAUAUCCUAAUGCUCCUAGGGCCCUUAUACUUGUUCCAAGCCGGGAAUUAGCGGACCAAACUCUCGAUGUUCUUAAGGGAUUGAGCCACGUAGUGAGGAUAUCCAGUGAGAGCGUUGCAGGCGGGUCGUACAAGGGUAGACAGAGGGACCACAUGAAACGUCUUGUGGACAUUGUUGUGGCCACUCCUGAGCGUUUAAUGGAAAUGCUGAAUCAUGUGAAGUUGCAUCAAUUGCAGUUUUUGAUAAUAGAUGAAGCUGACACUAUGCUGAAUGAGGGAUUUUGGCCAGAUCUGUCCAAGGUCUUAGACGUCAUCAAGCAACCUUAUAGGCUCAUACAGGUGGCGGCGUCAUCCAAGUACCUGUUACAUUUUGAAAAGGUGCAAAGGGCACUUGCCAAAGUACCCAAUAUGAAAGGUGUACCUAACAACACGAGGAAAGUCAACGAGAAAUACCUCGAACGGCUUACUCGUUGCCACCAGUUGGUUGACACUGCUUGGGUAGAUCGACCUAAUCGUGGUGUAUCUCACGAGUUCCGCUACCUGAAAGGCAAAGAUAAAGGUCUUGAGCUGGUGAACCUGUUGAAAUACGAGGAUGUUCGCCGUUGCCGUAAAGUCUUGGUUUUCUGUAAUAACAUCAACAGUUGUCGAGCCGUGGAGUACAUCCUUACAGAUGCAGGGCUGCCGGCAACAAGUCUGCACGGGAAAGUACCGAUAAUGAAGCGCCGCAGGUCGUACGAAGAAUUCCUCAAAGGAUCUGAGGGUAUCUUGGUAUGCUCCGAUUUGGCUAGUCGUGGCCUAGAUUUCAACGCUGACGCUGUUAUAAUGUUCGACUUCCCACUGAAUAGUAUGGAUUACUUGAAGCGUUGUGGGCGUGUUGGCAGGAUGAUCCAUAAUGACGCUAUAGCCCCUAGAGGCUAUGCCAUCAGUCUCGUAAAGAAUCGUGAAAGGAAUUUGGCCAUUGCCAUUGAACGCAGUAUACGCAUGCCAUUCUUUCCUAUAUCAACCCUUAGCCGGCACAAGGAGGAUUACAAUCAGCGCAGUGGUAGGCUAAGGCAUCUCACGCAGGCCGGUGGGUACUUCAAGCUCGCCAAGUUACUCAGGCAGGAGGAGAUAAAGGGUACCUACGACUAUUCAAACAUGGAUGCAUAUCUGGAGAAUUUCAAGGCCACUGUAAAGGAGAUGUACAAUCGAUCUUUAAAGAAGAUUGUGCUUCGUCGUAGACGUAUAUGCAAGCGACGUCGCAUACUCACCAGGAGGUUGCGUUUGAUGAAGCGCUAUAACAAGGCCAUCAGGCUGAAACAGCGGAUAAUUUCUGAAGCCGAUCGUAAACGCCGUUUACGUAAAUUCACUGUGCAUUCACCUAUGAAGGGUGAUGACCGACGGUGUCCGACGAUGAAGGAUCUAAGGCCCAUUAGGGGGAAGAUCCUCGAAUUGAAGAUAAUGGAAGACAAAUUGACUCGUCGAUUGCUGGAACGCAACGAUAGUGCUCUGCGCAAAUUCAUUCGUAAGACGCAGUUGGUAGCACGUUCGUUGCAGAAAACACCAGACAGUAGCGAUACCACACAGGACCGUAAAGUGGCGUUCAGCAUCAUCGAGAAAACAAAAGAGAAGAUUGGAAAGGCUGUGAAGCGCAUAUGUUCCCUGCUUUAG
This is a messenger RNA of Babesia sp. Xinjiang, 4482 nucleotides long. RefSeq names its product DEAD-box ATP-dependent RNA helicase 39. Bases 1 to 4482 code for a protein of 1493 amino acids. The transcript has a single exon. Gene Ontology annotation, molecular function: ATP binding; nucleic acid binding. The record is from RefSeq and is a predicted model, not a curated record. NCBI's taxonomy places the organism in Eukaryota, Apicomplexa, Aconoidasida, Piroplasmida, Babesiidae.